UUUGACAGCCCUAGUUAAAUGUACACCUUAUGCCUAAUAUAUACGUAACACAAUAAAAUAGAAUUGUUGUGGAACUCAAAAUGUUGACUGGACAGUUAUGGACUAUGCACAUUAAAUCAUUCGUAACAUCAAAUAUUACACAAUACACCAAAGUAUAUCAGUAGCCGUGUCCUUAAGUCUUUCUGAUAGUUUCCCCCUGACCAUUUUACAACAAUAAUAUAAUGAAAACCUGAAAUUAUGGCUUUUAGUUUUAGCCACCCCAAGAUUUUAAGUGGCCCCAUCUGGCCACCCCUAUGAAAAAUUUCUGGAGGCGCCACUGCAUGUCCAACCUGCAAGUGACGUCACAUCUACAGUUCUCCCUCAAUUCCGAAAAUUCCUUUUGCACGUGAAUGUAGCAACAUCCCAGCGCAUCACUGUGACGUCCCCGCACGCGUUCGGAUGCCGUUCCGUCCGAAACACCACCAGUACUCAUCUUUGCCCGUUCUCCUUCUUCCGUGUGCUUUCGGGGCGUUGUCAAAACUGGGGGUCUGCGGCGGAGACAUGCAGCGGAACACGGUGGUCGUGGUGGCGGAUAAAACCAGCCUCAAGAGGCCCUUCAUAUUCGCCUGCGCCGUCAAUAUGGCUUUGUGCUUCUUCAUGCUGACCACUGCCCACCGAGACCUCCUGCAAGCAGGCCAGCUAGUCUCCUACGUGUCAGUGGUGAUUUUGUACAUCCUGGAGGUCGUCUGCCUGCUGCUGUCUAUGCUCGGCGUAUUUGGCGCCUGCACAGGGAGGAGGUGGUGUUUAAUUCUGUUUGCUGCUGGGAUGGCAGCAGCCAGUCAAACAAUCAUUGUCAAAACAGCACUGAGCUACCAGGACAUUUACGAGACUGGGGUGGCAAGAGAAGAGUCCAAGUUGCUGUCCAUGAUGCCUUUGAGUGCUCCCAGUAAAGUCAACCGGACUUUACUUCAUAGUAUUCAAGCACAUUUUAAAUGCUGUGGACUUAUAGAAGGCUACAAAGACUGGGGAACUGCUAUCCCCGCUUCUUGUCAUUGCCAGUCGCCUGGGAAAUGCAUCAGAUUGCGAGGAAGCGCCACUCUGGGAGCUCCAAAGAACCAAUAUGUCUAUCAAGAGGCUUGCCUACCAAUUUAUGUUUCAGUAUUGAAGCGAGCAUUCUCCCUAUCCAUGGGAAUUAAAUUUGGAAGUGGAGUAUUUUGGGCUGUUCUGCUAGUGAUGAGCCUGAAUCUUAUGGUGCAGAUGAAGCGCAAACAGGAGUUCAUGGCUCUCCUCCAGUCUAAUCGAUAUGUCCCCGGUGCUUUCUAGUCACCGUAGUGAGGACUGUCUUUGAAUUUGCACAUGAGAAACACAAUAUGCUGUAUACCAUUGAUAACCAGGCCAUCAUUUGAAUAUGUACCACUUAAAAUGCACGUAGACCUGACAUGUAUUCCACAUGCAUUUUGCCUAUAAAUGAAUGAUGGCUCAUUUUAACCAUUAUUAAAGUACAGUUAUAUACUUGUCAUAAACGACGUUAACCAGCAUAUAUCCCAGCAUGUACUGGGGAAAUGACAUUUUCACACACCUACAGUCCCUGACUAAAGUCUUGUCGCUUAUCGAUUUUGUUGAAGCAAUUGCUAAUAACUAAAGAUGUCCCGAUCACGUCAUUUUCAAAGUAUCGGAAUCGGCAAAAAAAUAUCGGACAUGCCUUUUUUUUAUAUAUAUAUUUUUUAAUUAAAUUGUUUUCUAAUUGUAUUUAACGUUACAGACAAAAUGUCAUAUUCAUCCAGAGUCUUUAGUUUUGGCUUAAAAAUUUAUCGCGUUAACGGAGGUAAUUAAUUUUUUUUUUAAUUAAUCACGUUGAAAUAUUUUAUGCAAUUAAUGGAUGCGCUGCACGACCCACUCACGCAUUGUCGCGUUCAAUCUAUAAUGGCGCCGUUUUACCUAUAUAUAGAGCUAACAGGCAGCGUAAAAUGAUUAGAGAGAUUUUUUGGCAGUCUUUGGAGCGUCUUAUCAAUUGGCUAAAGCCUUAAAAUCCCUCUCUCAACAAUUUGAAAUAUCGUGCGAGGCAAUGUGGGGAAGAACGGUAGUAGUUGAUCUUUUCCUUAACACCGUAUGUUACUUCCCAAUGCAGAGAAGAUAUAUCCAUUGGUGCCACUACGCACAGUCAUGGUUGCACUUCCCAUCAUGCAUUUGGGCAGAACAGUUAAAUGGCUGCAGUAUCAUUUACUGAAAGCUCAACAAAUACACUAGUUGACUACAUUUAGUCACAAUAUACAAAGUCACAUUUAUCCUUUAAGAAUUACAAGUCUUUCUAUCCGUGGAUCCCUCUCACAGAAAGAAUGUUAAUAAUGUAAAUGCCAUCUUGAGGAUUUAUUGUCAUAAUAAACAAAUACAGUACUUAUGUACUGUAUGUUGAAUGUAUAUAUUCGUCCGAGUUUUAUUCAUUUUUUUCUUAAUGCAUUGCCAAAAUGUAUAUGAUCGGGAAAAAUUAUCGGGAAUGAUUGGAAUUGAAUCGGGAGCAAAAAAAAAAAAAAAAAGCAAUCGGAUCGGGAAAUAUCGGGAUCGGCAGAUACUCAAACUAAAACGAUCGGUAGCAAAAAAACAUGAUCGGAACAACCCUAAUUAAAAGUCAGGUUAUUAGCAAUUGUUUCCACAAAAUUCAUAAGCGACAAGACUUUUGUCAGGGACUGUAGAAAGUCAGGUAUGAAUAUAUUAUAGAAAUAUAUGUAACCGACUCCAUAUGUAUGUCACACAGUAUUUGUAAUGUUAUGCUCAGAAUGGCAUUAACCAGAAAUGACUGAGAAUGUUACCACACAUUAGGAAACCUCAGUUUGUACUUAUAAAAGCACAUGUACAGUAUAGAGUUGUAACUUUUCAUUUUGCAGACGCUUAUUAUUUUUUCCAUCCUUUCUUUCCAAUUAAAAAUGGCAAAAUGUGUCCAUUUAGACUCCUAUCAUGUAUUUUCCUCAUGCAUUUUUUUGAG
Corythoichthys intestinalis (scribbled pipefish) is the source of this 2959-nucleotide messenger RNA. Its product is annotated as tetraspanin-8-like. The coding region runs from base 439 to 1302 and encodes 287 amino acids. Gene Ontology annotation, cellular component: membrane. The record is from RefSeq and is a predicted model, not a curated record. The transcript has 9 exons. NCBI's taxonomy places the organism in Eukaryota, Metazoa, Chordata, Actinopteri, Syngnathiformes, Syngnathidae.